Messenger RNA from Zingiber officinale, 1371 nucleotides. RefSeq names its product cysteine-rich receptor-like protein kinase 15. Gene Ontology annotation, molecular function: ATP binding; protein kinase activity. NCBI's taxonomy places the organism in Eukaryota, Viridiplantae, Streptophyta, Magnoliopsida, Zingiberales, Zingiberaceae. Bases 649 to 1371 code for a protein of 240 amino acids. The record is from RefSeq and is a predicted model, not a curated record. The transcript is spliced from 8 exons. Gene Ontology annotation, biological process: protein phosphorylation.
GUCCAGAAUUGGAUUCUUGACAGGGGUGGCAAGGGAGAGUGGCAACUUAUGUGGUCGGUUCCGGAGAACGAGUGCGAUGAGUAUAAUCGUUGCGGCCGCAACAGCGUGUGCACCUGGAACUACUAUACCGUCAACUGCGAUUGCAUGGAGGGGUUCAUAAAGAUUGCAGAGAACGGAAGCGAGGCCGGGUGCCAGAGGGAGAAGCCUUUGAAUUGCUCGUCGAACCAGUUUUCAAAGGUGCAGAACUUGAAGAUGCCCGACCCUGAGAACGCUACAGCACGAGGAAACAUGAGUCUCGAUGACUGCAAGAAUUUGUGCUUGAAGGAUUGCUCCUGAGUGGCGUAUGCGGUGAUUAGUGGGCUUUAUGGAUGCAUAACUUGGCCUAGUGAUCUGUUGGAUCUCAGGAUUUUUGUACUUGGAGGAGAUGAUUUAUAUAUUCGGCUCGCAGGAGAAUUGGAUCACCCAAGAAAAAACAGCACGGGGAGAAGAAUUCUAUUUAUUGUCGUCUCUAUUGCUGCAGCACUGUUAUUCCUUUGUGCCAUUUUUAUUUACCGUCGAAGAAAAAAAGCAACGAUACGAAGAGGGAAUCUACUUGCAGCAACAUUCAAUCAACAUGACAUAAGAGGUACAGAAUCACUACUGUUUGAUAUGGAGGCUAUUAGGAUAGCUACAGACAACUUCUCUGAUAGAAAUAAGUUGGGAGAAGGAGGAUUUGGGUCUGUUUAUAAGGGAACACUGGAGAACGGAGAGCAUGUAGCAGUAAAAAGACUUUCAAGAAGCUCAGGACAAGGACUAGAUGAGUUGAAAAAUGAAGGGUUGUUUUUGGUUGCCAAACUUCGACACAGAAACCUUGUGCGGCUGUUGGGUUGUUGCCUAGAUUCAGAGGAGAAACUACUUGUUUACAAUUACCUUGCUAAUACAAGUCUUGACAAGUUUUUGUUUGAUAAUUCAAAAAGAAAGCAGUUGGAUUGGGCAAGAAGGUUUAAGAUCAUUGAGGGCAUUAGUCGAGGACUUCUUUAUCUUCAUGAAGAUUCACCAUGGAAGAUCAUUCAUCGGGACUUAAAAGCUAGUAACAUCUUGUUAGAUGCAAACAUGGAUCCCAAAAUUUCAGAUUUCGGUCUUGCGAAGCUUUUUGGUGUAGAUGAAACCCAAGGAAACACUAGAAGAAUUGCUGGAACAUUUGGAUAUAUGACACUGGAAUAUGCCCUUCAUGGACUCUUCUCAGUUAAAUCAGAUGUGUAUAGCUAUGGUGUGUUAGUCUUGGAGAUCCUAACUGGUCAGAAGAAUAAUGGUCACCGAGGAUCCGAAUAUCCAAUUGAAAUGGUUACUCAUGUGGUCUGGCGUCAUUGGACCCAAGGAAAUGCCCUGUGA